AUGGCCUCGGACCUCGGCAUGAACGCGGACCUGCCCACCAGCCCCUUGGCCAUCGAGUACGUGAACGACUUCGACCUGAUGAAGUUCGAGGUGAAGAAGGAACCCCCCGAAGCCGAGCGUUACUGCAACCGGCUGCCGGGCUCGCUAUCCUCCACCCCGAUCAGUACCCCGUGUAGCUCGGUGCCUUCCUCGCCCAGCCUGUGCGCCGCCAGCCCGGGGAGCAGCAGCAGCAACAAGGCUCACCAGUUAGAGGAUCUCUACUGGAUCAGCAACUACCAGCACCACCUCAACCCGGAGGCUCUCAACCUCACCCCCGAAGACGCCGUGGAGGCUCUGAUCGGCAGCUCGCAGAGCCACCAGCACCACCACCACCACUUCGAAGCGUACAGGACGCAGCAGUACCCCGGCGAGGAGCUGCCCGUCAACGGGCACCACCAGCACCAGGCGCCGCCGCACCAUCACCACCACCACCACCACCACCACCUCCGCCUGGAGGAUCGCUUCUCGGACGACCAGCUGGUCAGCAUGUCGGUGAGGGAGCUCAACAGGCAGCUGCGGGGCUUCAGCAAGGAGGAGGUCAUCCGCCUCAAGCAGAAGAGGAGGACCUUGAAGAACCGAGGCUACGCUCAGUCCUGCAGGUACAAACGGGUGCAGCAACGGCACAUGCUGGAGAGCGAGAAGUCUCUCCUCCAGCAGCAGGUGGACCAGCUGAAGCAGGAAGUGGCCAGGUUGGCCAAAGAGAGGGACAUCUACAAGGAGAAGUAUGAGAAGAUGGCGAGCAGGAGCUACAGAGAGCCGGGCUCGGCCGCUUCCAACCCUGGCAAGAACAAUUCCUCUUCCAACGAGUUCUUCCUGUGAGUUGUACUGCGCUCAAACUUCAGAAGGGCAAGAGGGGUGGGUAGGGGGAAGAUGCUUCUGAUGUGACUUCAAAUUAGUGUACAGAACCUUUGUAGCAGAGAAGGUGGAAAGACUGUAAAUAAUUUGACAAGGACACAUGUGGGACUUACUCUGCAGAUGCUUUGAGAAUUUUUGUUUAAUUCGAGGGAAUGUUACGGACUCGUUUCAGAAGACUGCAAUCCUGGAGAAGAAAAUCUUAAAUGUGCUGAUGUAACGGUCUAUUUAAAAGGGAGAUAAACGAAAAUAAAAACUGCAAUUCCAUUAGAGGAAAGAAACGAGAAAUAUAUUUAGAAAGGAAAAUGAAACUUUACAGGUACAAAAGUAGACUUUUAACCAGAAGAGAAAUGUUGCGAAAGUAGUUUCAAACAAAUGUGAACUUAAAAAAAACAAUCCUGCAUGCUGGACAUGUAUGGCGUUUAAAGUACUCUCUUUUUUGGUACCCAGUUCUGUUGGGAUGGGAGAAAUAAGCAUGGCUCCUGGUUUUAAUUUUUACCUUUUCUUCAUUUUUCAAGCAUCAUUGGAGAGCAGCAAGAGGAUUAAAAAUAGCUGCAUUCUGGAAUAAUCUCUGUAAUAUAUUGGCAAUGUCCUGCAAUAACACAGGGAGAAUGACGGGAAAGGAGGACUUUGUAAGUCUUCUUUCUCCUGCGGUUUAGAUUGGUUGAGUGCAGCUGGUGUUUCGUUUUGCAGUUUCACUGUUUUUCAUUAAAAAGAACUGUUUAAAAAUAUGGGGGAAAAAUUAAAUGACUUGAAUAUUUAACUGCA
Molecule: messenger RNA, 1659 nt
Organism: Pristis pectinata (smalltooth sawfish)
Lineage: Eukaryota; Metazoa; Chordata; Chondrichthyes; Rhinopristiformes; Pristidae
Product: transcription factor MafA-like
Exons: 1
Coding region: 1-858 (285 amino acids)
Biological process (GO): regulation of transcription by RNA polymerase II
Cellular component (GO): nucleus
Molecular function (GO): RNA polymerase II cis-regulatory region sequence-specific DNA binding; DNA-binding transcription factor activity, RNA polymerase II-specific
Source: RefSeq, a predicted model, not a curated record